This is a messenger RNA of Penicillium atrosanguineum, 1089 nucleotides long. RefSeq names its product class I SAM-dependent methyltransferase. Gene Ontology annotation, molecular function: methyltransferase activity. The record is from RefSeq and is a predicted model, not a curated record. NCBI's taxonomy places the organism in Eukaryota, Fungi, Ascomycota, Eurotiomycetes, Eurotiales, Aspergillaceae. Bases 1 to 1089 code for a protein of 362 amino acids. The transcript has 2 exons.
AUGGACGACAUAUUCAUCCAGCCGGAACUUGGUCCUUCCGAAGAACCCUCCGAGAACGAAUCAAGCUUGGAUCCCGACUCAGAUAAUGAUUUCGAGGCCGCAUCAAUAAAAUCAACCCGAUCCUGCUCUACAGAAAACCUCCAACCCACCCUCGAAAAUGGCCGUCGCUACGCAGACGACUCCUACUUCAUGCCAAAUGACGAAUCAGAACUGACUCGUCUCAACAUCGUCCAUCAAAUCUACCUAAUCCUCCUAGACGGCAACCUCACCACCGCCCCACUCAACACCCCACGUCCCCGAAUCCUAGAUAUCGGCACCGGCCCAGGCGACUGGGCCAUAGAAAUGAGUGCCAAGCAUCCAACAGCCGAAAUUAUCGCCUCAGACCUAGGUGUCUUCGACUCAGGCUUAGGCCACCUCUCCCUUCCAAAUGUCGACUUCCAACUCGCAGACGCCCAAUCCCAAUGGACAUACCAUGAGCCAUUCGACCUAAUCCACAUCCGCGGGUUAUCAGGCGCCUUUAAUGACUGGCAUAAUAUAUACACGCAAGCCCUAUCUCACCUCAAACCAGGCGGUUAUAUCGAAGUCGCCGAUGUCGAUCCAGCAGGCGAUACGAUUACAAUGCCUUCGGACUUGGAAACAUCCCAUCUACGCACGUAUGCAGCGGCACUUCGUGCAGCGGCUGAUGAAGCAGGGUAUCCGCGUGAUUUAAAACAUCUUGCUACGACCGCGCUAUCAGAAGCGGGUUUCGUAGACGUUCGUGUUCAGGAGCGAUCUAUUCCGAUUGGAUUGUGGCCUGAGGAUGUGCGUGAGAAAACGCUGGGUAAAAUGGGUCUUAUCGUGCUGCUUGAGGGGUUGGAGGCUUAUGCGCUGCGUACGUUGACGAGGUCUGGGCGCUGGUCGCUUGACGAGGCGACGGAGUUGUGUGAGAAGGUUAGGGGGGAGUGCGUUUCUGCAACGGGGCUUGUGGCGAGGGUUAGGAUUGUUACGGGGAAGAAGCCGGUCUCUUUUGCGCAGAGGAGAGAAGAGGUUAUGGCGAGGACUAUGGCUAGGAUUAAGGCGUUGAAUGCGGAUGGGUUGGAAGAGAAGUAA